AUUCAAAAGAGUGAUAGCUUCUUCAGCAGAGUAGAGGCUGCAGAAUCGGAUAAAGGAAAACGGCCCUUGAAUGGCAAGGGUAAAGAAAAGGAAAAGACUUUGGCUAAGCAGAUGACGCUUUUCGGCCUCCCGCCUGGUGCUGCCCCCGAGAAAAAAUCUCGCAGCAAAACGAAGGGAGGCGAAGAUUCUGAGUCGCAAGAAACGUCUGUGUCGAAUACGAUAUCUGACAGCCAAGCAACGGAUGACGUUGGGGGUAAUGCUGCUGACUUCUCGGAGGAUGCCACAUUGGUGGAGACUCGAAACACAGACCCAAAGCUCCCCAGUACUCAGACCUUUGAUCCUCCUGAGGAUGAUGAUGAGCCCAUCGAAUGGCCAGACUCGCCUCAGGCAGAGGUUGACGAUGUGUAAUGAAUUGUCUUGUUAUUUUCAGUAGCUUUUGUUAUAUAAUCCAUGGCAUGUAUUUCUAAUAUUAUCGGGGUCUACAGACCUUGUAAUGACCACCGG
This is a messenger RNA of Serpula lacrymans var. lacrymans S7.9, 504 nucleotides long. RefSeq lists its product as uncharacterized. The transcript is spliced from 2 exons. The coding region runs from base 112 to 408 and encodes 98 amino acids. The record is from RefSeq and is a predicted model, not a curated record. Lineage: Eukaryota; Fungi; Basidiomycota; Agaricomycetes; Boletales; Serpulaceae.